GCUGCUAGUCGCUGCUCUUCGUCUGCUCUUUGGCUUUGGCCCAAACUGACUUUACUGCCCGAUAAUUGGUUUUUUUCCGAGUUCUCUUUUUGUUUUGAUUCGUCGCCGCUGAAAUCGAAAUCUGAAUAGAGCUGGGAUGUGGAAGUAAGAUAUGCAUGCUGGCUCGGAGAUUGAACCAAUUUAUUUUAAUUUCACACUUGAACGGGCAACGUUGUGUCAGCGGCUACCCAAUUUCCGAUUUGAUCUUUCGAAAUGCGGCACCUAGAGCGCGUCACCCUGUUGUUCUGCAUCCUGUGGCUAAGCGGGGAUCGUGGAGCCACCGCCUGCCACUGCAUCCGCCUGGGGAAGUGUGCCCCUUUUGCCCGUCUGCUGCUGCAUCAUGGACCUGGGGAGCAGUCCGCCGUGUUUGCCAAGGUGCACAAUGCAGGCUGUGGCUUCCAAGGCCUCGAGCCGCUCGUCUGCUGUCCCACUUCUCGCAAGCAGCGCCACGAUGAGUCAUCCGCGGCCAAGGCAAGUCGCAAGAUGCGUUUUGCGCCGCCGGAUGAUCGUUGGAUUUGGGAUGAUGGGGGCGAUGCCAAGGGCACUCCCUUGCACAGACACUCCCACUCCCAAUCGGAGUUUCUGUUAGCGGAGACGAAUCUGCACGACUACUGGAACUUUGAGGAGCAACGAAACUGUCCGCAGCCCUUGGAGCCGGAAUUCUUCGACCGACGCUUCGGGGCCGGGCACCACUUUCACUAUCAAGUAGAGCACGGAGAACAGGAGACUACUUCACCACGACCCCCUCCAAAGGAUAAGCCCAUUAUUUUUCCCGGGGAUCUGCGGUUCCUGCGGCAGGGAGAGGAGGAUUUCAGCUCCAACUUAGAGGUAGACCUCCCACCCCUGGCACCGUUUACGACAACUCCACCUACUCCAAUUGAAAGAAAUCCUGCUCGUCUGUCUACGUCCACCACAUCAAUUCCUCUUUUAGUCCAAGGUAGCCCCCGAGGCUGCGGAAUAAGUGUGGAGAGUCGUCUGCUGGGAGGAGAACAGGCUACUGCAGGACAGUACCCCUGGCUGGCCAGGAUCGCCUACCGCAACCGAAGCAGCAGCCGCAUUAGCUUCCGUUGCUCCGGAUCUCUCAUAUCUAUCAACCACAUUUUAACUGCGCCCAGAUAUGCCAACGACAUAGCCCUUCUAAGAAUCAACAGCACCGAUGGUGCCUUUACCCCCAUAUGCUUACCCUUGAACGGGUCGACUGCUCUUGGGAGCAGCCUGAUAGGACAAACGGGCGUUGCUGCCGGUUGGAGUACAGGGAAUCCGGAAAAUAAUGGCACGAUAAGCUCAUCAAACUCCUCCAGCGGCGUGCGCUUCAUCCGUUUGCCCAUAGUGAACACCACCAGCUGCGCCAUCGCUUAUGCCAGUCUCAGCGAGAACUUCCAGCAGCCCAUUGUCAUCACCCCGAGUCACCUGUGCGCCCAGGGAAUGCCCAUGAACGAUGUGUGCCGCGGCGAUAGUGGUGGCCCCUUUAUGGACGAUGGAACCUCCGGUCUGUUGGGUACUAAUGGACGCUACACGCUCAUCGGAAUCGUCGCCUUUGGACCCACGCUGUGCGGCGUGACCACCAUUCCGGGGGUCUACACCUUGGUGAGCAGCUUCUCCGAUUGGAUCCUGCGCAGCAUCAACGGAGGAACGGACCAGUGAGCGGGUGUGUCGGAAACCUAGCCCAAGCUUAGCUCAUCCAAAGCUUUCAAUGCCAAAGUCUUCAGAGUACAUUAAAUUAAAAACCAUGAAUCACUUUUUUUGUGGAUCAAUGAACAGUUCUGUCUAUUCAAAUCACCGCAGCGCCAAUAAAAUGAACAUUUAUAAUACUCGGA
Molecule: messenger RNA, 1856 nt
Organism: Drosophila biarmipes
Lineage: Eukaryota; Metazoa; Arthropoda; Insecta; Diptera; Drosophilidae
Product: CLIP domain-containing serine protease HP8
Biological process (GO): proteolysis
Molecular function (GO): serine-type endopeptidase activity
Source: RefSeq, a predicted model, not a curated record